Cuscuta campestris is the source of this 914-nucleotide messenger RNA. The record is from the annotation of a GenBank genome assembly. NCBI's taxonomy places the organism in Eukaryota, Viridiplantae, Streptophyta, Magnoliopsida, Solanales, Convolvulaceae.
AUGCGAUGUGGGAUCGUAUCGAGAAGAAGUUCCUCACGGCGAUGAAGAAGGACGGCUCCUACCGAACCCGUGACCAACUCACUUCCAAAUGGGGCCACAUCAACAAAAAAGUCCGAAAGUUUAUGGGAGUAUACGAGGAAUGCUCCUGGUCCCGGAGGAGCGGCACGAACGACGCCGAUGUUCUCCGGCUUGCCACGACCCGGUAUCAAGACGACGGGAACCAAGGCAAGGUGCCCAUCGAUCUUUGGAGGAUUUUGAGUCGUUCCCCGAAGUGGCAACAACUCAACAAUCCCGACGGCGGAUCGUUCCGGAAAAGAUCCACCGUCGACGCCGAGGUUGAGGUCGACGAGACCAUUGGUUCUACCGAUCAAAUCCCUNAUGUUCUCCGGCUUGCCACGACCCGGUAUCAAGACGACGGGAACCAAGGCAAGGUGCCCAUCGAUCUUUGGAGGAUUUUGAGUCGUUCCCCGAAGUGGCAACAACUCAACAAUCCCGACGGCGGAUCGUUCCGGAAAAGAUCCACCGUCGACGCCGAGGUUGAGGUCGACGAGACCAUUGGUUCUACCGAUCAAAUCCCUUCCUUCAACGUUGCGGCUUCCGAUGACGAGAACCCCAUUCCACGGCCGAUCGGAAGAAAGAAGGCAAAAUCCAUUGCCUCUGGUUCGGGAGGGUCCGCCUCUAUUUUCGCUUCUCCCCGUGACGAAAUCGGCCUGGCAAUGGUUGAACAACUUCGGGCGUUCAAUCUCCAAGAACAGGAGAGGUUGAAGCUUAAAGAGAAGGAGUUGAAGCUAAAGGAGCAGGAGGCCGAGAUGAAAGUCAUGCAAACCGACCCCGGGACGUUGUCGGAGUUUGGACGAAUUAUCUACGAGUAAAGAGUGAGAGGGAUCAAGGAGAAAUAUAAUUUACCUUAGUUU